This is a messenger RNA of Rotaria sp. Silwood2, 1437 nucleotides long. Lineage: Eukaryota; Metazoa; Rotifera; Eurotatoria; Philodinida; Philodinidae. The record is from the annotation of a GenBank genome assembly.
AUGGCAUUGAGCGAUCUCGUACUUGACUUUUACGAGAUGACCAAUGCUGGCCGAGUUGACAUGAGUGAUUUCGAAUUACUUAAAGUACUUGGCACGGGAGCUUACGGUAAAGUUUUUCUCGUGCGUAAAAUAACCGGUGCCGAUCUAGGAAAUUUAUAUGCAAUGAAAGUUUUAAAGAAAUCAGCUAUUUUACAAAAAGCUAAGACAGCUGAACAUAUUAAAACUGAACGACAAGUUUUAGAAGCUAUUCGUCAGAUUCCAUUUUUAGUAUCACUUCAUUAUGCUUUUCAAAGUGAUGCUAAACUUCAUCUUGUUAUGGAUUAUGUCAGUGGUGGAGAAUUAUUUACACAUCUUAAUAAACGACAACGUUUUAGUGAACAAGAUGCAAAAAUAUAUAUCGCCGAAUUAACACUGGCUCUUGGCCAAUUACAUAAACUUGGAAUUAUUUAUCGAGAUAUUAAACUUGAAAAUAUAUUACUUGAUAAUGAAGGUCAUAUUGUUCUAGCAGAUUUUGGUUUAAGUAAAGAAUUUCGACCGGAUGAUGCAGAUAAGCGAACAUAUUCAUUUUGUGGUACAAUUGAGUAUAUGGCGCCGGAAGUUGUUAAAGGUGGAGAUGCUGGACAUGAUUUUACUGUUGAUUGGUGGAGUCUUGGUGUUCUUACAUUUGAACUUUUAACCGGUGCAUCACCAUUUACUGUCGAUGGUGAUCGAAAUACUCAACCAGAAAUAUCAAAACGAAUAGUAAAAAAUCAUCCAUUAAUACCAAAUCAUAUAUCAAAAAUAGCAAAAGAUUUUAUUCUUAAACUUUUAACAAAAAAUCCAAAACGUCGUUUGGGUUCGAAAGGAUUAGAAGAUAUUAAACGUCAUCCAUUUUUUGGAUCUGAUAUGGAUUGGGAUGCUAUUGCACAAAAACGUGUUCAAGCACCAAUUAAACCAAAACUUAAAAAUGAAACGGAUACAAGCAAUUUUGCAGAUGAAUUUACUCGUUUACCAAUAGCAGAUUCCCCAGCAUUAGCUCCACCAACUGAAAGUCUCUUUCGAGGUUAUUCGUUUAUUUCGCCUACGGUUAUCUUUGGUCCAGAGAAUGCAGUAAAUGAAGAUUUAUAUAAUCUCCUUCGUCUUACAAAUUAUCAACGACCUGAUCCAUCACAACUACAUCGAUUGAUUAAAACAAGUUCAUUUUUUCGAAAUUAUGAACUUAUCGAUCGUGAAGGUUUUCUUGGUGAAGGCAGUUAUUCAAUCUGUCGACGUUGUCGAAAUCGUCGAACACAAGAAGAAUUUGCCGUAAAAAUAGUUUCACAUCGACAAAAAGUUGAUGCAAAAAAUGAAAUUGAACUUUUAAGUUUAUGCCAAGGUCAUGCAAAUAUUGUUAAAUUGCACGAAGUUUAUUCUGAUGAGGUUAGUUUUAUUCAAAUAAUAUUUCUUCAAAAAUAUUGA